AUGCAGAUAUCGGAGGCGGCUGGGGGGGCGCCCGCCCCCGGUUCUGAACCUUGCCGGUUCCCAAAACUGGAGGAGUGCGCACACUUUCACUACGAGAGGGUGCAACUGCCUCAGAUCGUGGCAGUCGCGCUCCAUUCCAACAUGGACCAAUCGCUGCACUCUCAGCAUACCAACGAAGAAGACGAUUCGGAAUGGUACAUGGUGCAGGUGACAUCUGGUGAGGAAUGUUGGCUUCUGCAGAGGAAUGUGGAAAAUUUCAAAAUGCUUGACGAUCAACUUCAUCAAUGCAUUUUCGACAGGAAAAUUUCUCAUCUUCAAGACCUGUCAGAUCUCGCCGACACCACAGAAAAUAUAGAGAUUCUUUUAACCGAGUACCUGGAACGUUUCACCAAAAUUGCCGACAACUCGGUGAAUUGCGGCCCCGUCUUGAACUGGCUACAAAUGGACAAUAAAGGUCAUCGACUCCUUGUGCCCAGCGAAGAAAGUCGCUCUAUAAACACGCCGGCCGUCGCGGCGGCCUACAGCGUGCGACGCUACGUAUCGCAAGCAAGAGAUGAAUUAAAUUUGGAAGUUGGCGAUAUGAUUUCGGUGAUUGAUAUGGCGAGUCCAGGAGAAUCAAUGUGGUGGAGGGGGAAGCGCGGUUUUCAAGUGGGGUUUUUCCCCCAGCACUGCGUCCACAUCAUAGGCGACAAAGUCCCUAGAAAUAUGCCUCUACCUCCUCCAGUAGUUGGGUCGCUAGCGCUGACUCCCGUAAAACCGGUACUGAGGAGGCACGGCAAGCUGAUUACCUUCUUCAGGAGUUUUAUUUUGAACAGGCCGUCGCGGCGCCGACUCAAGCAAUCGGGGAUACUCAAGGAGAGGGUCUUCGGGUGCGAUUUGGGCGAGCACCUGUUGAACACUGACAGAGCCGUGCCUGCGGUGUUAGAGAGCUGCGCAGGAUUCAUCGAAAGGAACGGCAUAGUCGACGGGAUCUACAGGUUGUCUGGUGUCACAUCAAACAUUCAAAAACUAAGAAAUGCCUUUGACGAGGACCGCAUACCAAAUUUGUAUACAGAGGAAAUAUUACAGGAUAUACACUCUGUAGCUUCGUUGUUAAAAAUGUAUUUUAGGGAAUUACCGAACCCACUUUGUACCUAUCAACUGUAUCAGAGCUUUGUGAACGCCGUUCAAGGGUGUAGUACCGCCAUAAGAGACUCUGAAACUGACCACGGGAGACUGCUGAAGAUGAGGGAAAGCGUGCAGAAAUUGCCACCCCCCGCAUUACAGAACUCUAGAGUACCUGAUGCGCCAUCUGGCGAAAGUCGCCAAGCACGGCUCGGGCACGGGAAUGACGACGAGGAACAUCGCCAUCGUGUGGGCGCCAAAUUUGCUGAGGUGCGAGGCUUUGGAGGUGGGAGGCGUGGCGGCCUUGCAAGGGGUGGGGGUGCAGGCGGUGGUUACGGAGUUUCUCAUCUGCUACGCCGACCUGAUUUUCUGCGACCACCUGCCCAACCUCGACCAUCCCACGGCCAACUCCGAAUCUAGUCUUCUGUCGAAAAAGUGCCGACCCAACAGUCUCGCUUUAUCCACGCCCACUAAGCUGAUAACCUUGGAGGAGGCUCGCAACAAACAUCUGAUUAAUAGAAACGACGAUUGCGCUUACAUUGAGGUAGGAGGUGGACCUCAAAACCUGCCCUUGAAGUACCACACCGUGAUAGAGCUUCCCUCUGGCGCGAGGAAACGGGGUCACCCAAAAAGAUCGCCAAUGGGUUGGAGAUUAUUUUUCUCCAGAAACCGAAACAACGCAUCACAAAAUAAUAUGCAGAAAAAUAGGAAAGCUUCCACCCCUAUUACAGCCAGUGAUAAGUCGGGUACUGAAAGCGACUUAACAGACAUGAAACGAAAGCUUCGCUCUGUAAAGAGCGCUGAAAGUUUAACCUCCGGACAUUCAGAACCCGCAAGUUGUGAAGACAUUCUGGGACCUUUACACAGCCUUAAUAAACCUCCAGGCCACAAUAGGUCUGUAUCUCAUGAUUCGUACUUUGACACUCUUCAGGGUUCCCAGAACAAUUCUGAAGGUUCUCUGUUAGAUUUAAGCGAAAUUCAGGUCAACUUUGACCUGGAAGAGUCCGAAAUGAGAAUAUUUUCCGAGGAUGAGAGUCUAGUCAGCUCGCCAAGAAUACAAACAGAGUGCCAACGGCGCAUACUGACGCGCGCGCGUCCCGAAGAGUACAACAGUGCUACCAACUCAUCGAAUCCGUCGCCGAAAAAACAAGCGCGAGUCGUGCUAAGCCCGGAGUCGAUGUCGAGAAAAAGAACGAGGUUAGAGGACCAAUUGUCGGACAUACAGUACAUCGACUGUAAUACUCCGGAAAACGUUGUUUCCACGACGACCGCGAUGGUGCACGAUCUACCGGACAGCCCGGUAAUAGAGGAGAAAUUCCUGGUUAACUACCAACCCAAGAAUAAAUCCCCCAGAAACUCCGAGAACCUCGAGAACAAACGACAAUCACUUAACUUGGAGUCGAGCUCGCGAAAACACCCGACGAUACCGAAAUCGCUCACGGAAUUGGACAUGACGAAAAAGUACUUGGGUAUGGAGAGUUUGCUGGCCUCCCCCACCCCUCUGUCGCCGGAUUACAAGCAAUUGGGGGAAUCCAGUGCCAACACAACGCCGGAAAUGUCCCCGACUUCCCCCAGACCGCCUAGCUCGCCUAACUACGAAAACAUCCUGACCACGAUUAGUAUAACGUACAAAUCGCCGCCUAGAAGUGCGGCAACGUCGCCUGUGAAAGGUACGCCACCCGUAGUUAACGUAUACGAAAAUGUGACUAUAGAUGCUGAUCGCGUACAAAUUCCGACAUCGACGGCAUCACUGCCAAUUCAGGAAGCCACCCAGCCUGAAACUGAAGAAGGGUUUUUGAAGGCUGAAAAAACUUUGGGUAAAGAAGACCGCCCAAAAUCUCUCGGCGCGUUAGACGACGCAACCGCAAAAUCCACCUCGACCUUAAAACAAAACCUCAGCUCGACAGCUCUCUGUAAUACCAACGCAAGCGAGCAAAUAUCCCUAGGAAGCUUAAACGAUACAAAAAGCAUAGAGUCCAACCAAUCGCUCGACUCAAACGUUCAGUACACGCAAAGCUUGAGUUCCGCGCCCUAUCAGUUCAUAGAGAACUGCGAGCAGAGCGAUUUCAGUUUGAGCGAAGUGACUGAAGGUUUGACAAGCAGUCAGACCAGCGUCAGUUUGCCUCCGAGUCCAAGCAAGAGCUUUAACGUUAGUUCCAACCAGUUGGAUUUGCUGUUGAGCAAAAGUGAGGGGUCUAUGGAUAAUUUGAGGCCUUCUAGCGUCAAUUUGAUUGAUUUCUCUCCCGAGGAGUCACAUGUAACGAAUAACGAUAAAAGAAAGUCAUCUGAGACCGAAAGCAACGAUGAGAAUGCGAUAUACCAGCAAGUGAAGUAUUUCAGAAGGUCCAUACACGAAGUAAACGCUCUGUUAGAUCUGGAACACCAAAAAACCACCCUGCAAAACCCCGAAGAAGAACUAAACUACGACUCUCUAGAACCGGAAACUUUCCACGUCUAUGAGAACAUCCAGGGUGAAGAUCUGCGACAAGAUGCAAAAGUUGGUGAUACAACGAAGACUGAACUUAAGGAAGAAACCAAACCUACACCAAACCCUGAAGAAAAAACAACAGAUAAUCAAAAAAUGACGGUCAAAGACCUAACCUACAAGUUUCAAGAGAAGGAGCCGCAAUCGUUGCCGGAGGCUCCUACAGCGAUUAAAAUCAAAAAGUUCUACGAAAAAGAUAGUUUGCCGCCUUGUUUGAGGGCUAAGAAUCUCAAGAACCAGCUUAAAACGCGUUCAUUGGACGAAGAAGAGUUCCAGAAGGAGUUCAAUAUCAACAACCACCACUCGAGGCGCAAAUCUUUGGAUGAAGGCACCAAUUACAAAACGAAUUCCCUACCGAAAAUGCUGAAUCAGCCGAAAUCUCUCCCGGCAAACGACGCGUCCGUAGACACUAUUCAUCUGGCUCACAGCACGGAAAAUUUGAGCCACGGUUCGAUUAUAAGUUUGGGCGAGGAGGACCAAAAAAAGAGGGAGAGGAUCGAGAAGUACAAAGAGGAGAGGAGAAAGUUUCUGCACGACAAAUACAGGUCCGAAUCGUUCAAAGAAGACAAGGAGGUUCUUCUGUCCAAGUUUCGCAUCUACAAAACCUCUACCUCCAAGGAGGACUCGCCCCCCAAAACCCCCCCUUCGGCCCCCGAAGGGGAUAGACCGCCGCGCAGUCGCAGAAAAUCCUGCAACAGCAAGGAAGACGAUGUGGCAACAACGCCGAUUUCUCGAAAUGAAAAGGAGACGAAAACGAGCGAUUCGAAGAAAAGUGUCGAGAAAAUUGCUGAUAAAGAUAAAGGGGUGGCGACGAAAAUUGUCACGGAAAGUUUGAAGUCCAGGGCGGCCAUUUUCGAACAAAACCAAAGAUUACCUACAGGAAAUGACGUCACAAAACCCAUUCGCGCGUCCCUGCGCGAAAAAACCUCCGGCUUCGAGCCUAAAACAGUCGAGAAUCGCAGAUCGUCGCCGUCUGCGCAUGCGCAGAGUAAACCCAUCGAGGCGACAUCUGUUAUUGUGAAGGAAGACUUCAUAAGAAGGCGCAACCGCGACGACGAUCUGUUGAAACAGGAGCGGAGACGUCACACGUUCGAGUCCAGGGAGAGGGAAACGGAGCUGGAGCGGCUGAAAAGGGUCAGCAUGGAAAACAGGAGCCCUAGGCGCGAAAAAACGUCGCCGACGUACUGCAUUAAAGAUAUGAAGGCGAUUUUCGAAUCCAAAUCGAAAUAA
This is a messenger RNA of Brassicogethes aeneus, 4819 nucleotides long. The record is from the annotation of a GenBank genome assembly. Lineage: Eukaryota; Metazoa; Arthropoda; Insecta; Coleoptera; Nitidulidae.